CGUUUGGUACAUUUGAUGUGAACUACAACAAGAGCACAUUGAGGAGCAUUUACCGUGCAACAUUUGUGCAGUUAAUCACUCUUUACAGCGUUUUGUUUACCUGAGAGGAAAAGAGAAGAGAAACAUCGUUUCAACAUCAUGGCUAUUUUAUCUCUAAAUGUACAAACCAUUUUGGCGGGACUUACCAUUGGUCUUCUGGUGUAUAAAGCUAUCAAACGAAUGCGAUAUCGCCUGCCACCAGGUCCCUGGUGCAUACCCCUUAUUGGGCAUUAUAAAGUCUACGGCUCAGUAGAGAUUCACAAGAAGAUCGCAGAACUUUCAAAGAAAUAUGGUCCAGUUGUACGCAUCUCAUUCGGACCCCAGAUGUGGAUUGUACUGAAUAAUAUUGACGUUACACUGGAGGCAAUGGUGAAAAAGAAAGCAGAUUUUGCUGGGAGACCAAAAUUUAAUUCAGGUGAGGUAUUUACCGAAGGUGGAAAAGACAUUGCGUUUACAAGUUAUUCGCCUACGUGGAAAUUUCACAGGAAAAUAGCGGGCAAAGCUUUGAGGCAUUAUUUGCAAGGGGAUCUGCUUGAAAAUAUGGUACAAGACAACGCAGAAAAAUUUCUUAAUAAAAUGGCAAAGGAGAAAGAACCAUUCUUUUUCAAAGACUAUGUUGAUCUGAUGAUCUUCCAUCAACUCUACACUCUCUGUUUUGGGGAAAAACGACCUGUCGAUGACCCGGAAGUGAAAGCUCUUCUAAAAUUGGAUAACGAUCUCUUCGACCUUUUCGGCACUGGUCUCCUAGAGGAUAUAGUCCCAUAUCUAAAAGACAUCUACCCCACAGCUAAAUGGAAGAAAUUCAAUAAAAUGAUGGGGGAAAUUCUUCAUUUGCUGCACACUAAAUUUAAACAACACGUGGAUACCUUCUCCCCAGAUAAAAACAGGGACUUUAUCGACAGUUUACUGAUGGCCAGACAGGAAGCUGAGAACGAGGGAGAUGAAGCAGCACUGGAGAAGUUAGAAGAUACAUACCUUGUUCAGACCAUAGGAGAUAUAUUUUUUGCUGGCGUUGAUACCACUAGAUUCGCAAUGGACUGGUUUGUAUAUUUCAUGACCAGAUUUCCGGAAAUUCAAACCAAAUGCCAGGAGGAAAUUGACAGGGUUGUUGGUUCCGGACAUCCAUCAAUGAAGGACCGUAGCAACUUGGACUACACAGAGGCUUGUUUGUUUGAAACUUUGAGGCUCGCGAACGUUGCAGGACUUGGUAUCCCACAUAAGACUAUUUGUGAUACACAAGUUGGGGGUUACGACAUUCCCAAAGGUACCACAGUUGUUAUUAACUUUUGGGCUCUUCAUCAAGAUCCGAAACACUGGAAAGACCCAGAGCAAUUCGAUCCUUCUCGCUAUCUUGAUGAAGAAGGUAAAAUGAAGCCAAUAAGACCAGAUAGUUGGCUUCCUUUCUCGGCUGGCCGGCGUGUUUGUCUUGGGGAAACAGUCGCUAAACCGGAACUCCUGCUGUUGUGUGCAAACCUCCUGCAGCGAUUUGAUAUUCGCCUCCCAGAUGGUGUGAAAGCCAAUCCAGAGCAUAAUAUGAAAGGAUUUGGUAUAGAACUUCCAUCAGAUUAUAAAAUCGUCGUGAAGGAAAGAAUUGAGAAUUGAAAUUUGGACACCAUGGUAUAUAUAAAUUGAACAUAUCUGUAGAUAUCUGAACAAACAAAGAGGCAUAAAUAUUCCAUAUCAUUAAUUUUUAUCUUGUAUUGAUAGGAAAUAUUUAUCUUUCCUCCAUUCGCACAAUUAUUAUAACCAUUUUCAGUGUUUUCAAAAAUAUAGUUCUGUUUGUAUCUUUGUAAAUAUGAUUCACGAGAAUAAAAGAAUAAGGUAAUGACGUUAUAUGAGGUCGUUAUGACGUUAUAUGUGGAACAAGCAAAUGCUGUUCGAUUGUGAUUUAAUAGAUUAUAGUAGUUAACUGAUCACCUACAAAUUAAUGUUUGAAAAUUUCAAUCAUUUAGUGUAUAAAAACUCCUUUUAUUAUGUCUGCUACAAAUAAUCACACAAUCAAAAAAUCUUUAUUUUGUUAUGUACGAGUAUGCUUCGUAACGAUUAUAAUUUUAAAUAUUGUUCAAAAUUAUGGUUAAAGUAUAUACAUGUAUUUAAAAAUAAAAGAAAAUUACAUUC
Molecule: messenger RNA, 2157 nt
Organism: Saccostrea echinata
Lineage: Eukaryota; Metazoa; Mollusca; Bivalvia; Ostreida; Ostreidae
Product: steroid 17-alpha-hydroxylase/17,20 lyase-like
Exons: 11
Coding region: 139-1641 (500 amino acids)
Biological process (GO): hormone biosynthetic process; progesterone metabolic process
Molecular function (GO): steroid 17-alpha-monooxygenase activity; iron ion binding; heme binding
Source: RefSeq, a predicted model, not a curated record